Molecule: messenger RNA, 6231 nt
Organism: Protopterus annectens (West African lungfish)
Lineage: Eukaryota; Metazoa; Chordata; Ceratodontiformes; Protopteridae
Gene: IQGAP2
Product: IQ motif containing GTPase activating protein 2
Biological process (GO): regulation of actin cytoskeleton organization; regulation of GTPase activity
Cellular component (GO): cytoplasm
Molecular function (GO): actin filament binding; calmodulin binding; GTPase activator activity
Source: RefSeq, a predicted model, not a curated record
ACUCCGUUGUUUCCUUAGCUAAACCGCAAACCACAUUCUACUAUCACUAGCAAUGGAGGACGGACGGAUUAUAAGCAUUGUGAACUUCUACCACACUGGCAGCCUUCUUUGCUUGCGUUCCCGCGCCUUGGUGUGAUUCAGUAGCCGUAACUCUCAUUUCUGCCCAGCAGGUGGCACGCGAAUACUGGUUAUCAGCACUGCCAACGGUCGUUGUGUCUAACACAUGAACGCGCCUAACAGUAGUUUCUUCUUACAGGCAGCGUAAGUAACGGGGCUGUAUGUAGCAGUGCAGAGGAAACGCAGCUGCAGGGAAAGCGCCUUCUGGAGUGGACAGUAGGGAGGGUGAGUUCGGUGGAGUAAGAACAGAAAGGACGGAGGCAAACAGCAGGCUAUUAAUUAAGGCAAGGAAGAGUUUUUAGUGAAAGCAAAGAAACUGAACUUUGGACAAAAAUUCCGGCGACUACAACACUUGUGAAUAGGGGGAACUGGAAGAGGUGCGACGCAACAGGAUGUACCAUGAAGAGAACUCGACUCUUCCUCGCCCAAGAUAUGGAUCUAUUGUGGAUGAUGAAAGGCUUUCUGCAGAAGAGAUGGAUGAGAGGAGACAUCAGAACAUUGCUUACGAGUAUCUGUGCCACCUAGAGGAGGCUAAGCGAUGGAUGGAAGCUUGCUUACAUGAAGAACUUCCUCCAACUACUGAACUGGAAGAAGGACUAAGGAAUGGAGUUUAUCUUGCUAAGCUUGCCAUUUUCUUUGCCCCAAAAGUUGUUUCUGAAAAGAAAAUAUAUGAUUUGGAACAAACACGGUAUAAGCGUUCUGGACUUCACUUUCGACAUACAGACAACACAGUGCAGUGGCUUAGGGCUAUGGCGUCCAUGGGAUUACCAAAGAUAUUUUAUCCAGAGACAACAGAUGUGUAUGACCGUAAAAACAUACCUCGCGUUAUAUACUGCAUUCAUGCUCUCAGUUUAUACCUGUACAAGCUGGGGAUAGCACCACAGAUUCAGAACUUAAUAGGAAAGGUGGACUUCACAGAGGAAGAAAUAAGCAAUAUGCGCAAAGAGUUGGAAAAGUAUGGAAUUCAGAUGCCAUCUUUCAGCAAAAUUGGCGGCAUACUAGCUAAUGAGCUCUCUGUGGAUGAAGCAGCGUUGCAUGCAGCUGUUAUUGCCAUCAAUGAAGCUAUAGACAGAGGACAGACAGAUCAAACUAUGACUGCUCUGAGAAAUCCCAAUGCUAAGCUAAAGAACAUGGAAACCGAUUUAGCACAAAAUUAUCAGAAUCACCUCUCUCAGGAAAAGACAGAAAAGGAAAGGAAUGCCAAAAACAAGGCUUGUCCUGCUUUAGAAGAGGAGAGAGAUGUGUAUGAAGAAUUGCUUACACAAGGAGAAAUUCAAAGCUGCAUCAACCACGCAAACACAACCAAAGCAGUCGGUCAGGUCAAUGAAGCUAUUGACAAGCGUGAUGAAGCUGCACUAAUUACAAACUUGUCAUCUGUUGCUUUAAGUCUUGUUGGAGUGCAUCAGCAGAAUUCCGUGUGGUACCUUGAACAGCUGUGUGCUUCUAAGGAGCAGAAAAAACAGGAAAUGGGAAUACCAGUGCUAAUGGACAGAGAGGAGAUUCAGAAGGACAUUACCACUGCCAAUGAAAAAGCAAAAACCCAUAAGUUAAGGUCUGUUGACACAUGAGGAAUUGUGUGUUGCCGUGGAAAUGCUGUCUGCUGUUGCUUUGUUGAACCUAGCUUUAGAUGUUAAUGAUACAGAGGGAGUAAAAAUCCAUCUCUGUAAUCCACUCAUAGGCAUAAGCAACUUGGAUGAGGAAAACAUACAGAGGUACAUUGAUAUGCUGCUUUCUCUGAAACAAGCUGCUGCUGGGCAUGGACAGGAUUACCUGACUUGGAAUGACAUUCAGAACUGUGUUGAUUUAGUUAAUCUUCAAGUUCAGGAGGAGCAUGCGAGAAUCAUUGCUGUCAGCCUUAUUAAUGAUGCCAUAAAUGAAGGGGAUCCAGAAAAAACUUUGGAAGCUUUACAGAUGCCAACAGCUAAACUAGAAGCUGUGAAUUUAUCUAACUGUCACCAUUACCAGGAAGUUCUAAGCCAUGCUAGAAUUCACAAAUGCAAGGCCACAGAAGAUGACUCUGCAGUUCUCUGGUUAGAUGAGAUACAAGAUGGGAUCUACACUGCUAACAAAAACACAGAAGAUGCUCAGAGAUUGGCCAUUGGAAUGGCAGCAGUAAACUUGGCAAUAGAGAAGGGAGAUGAGCAGCAGACCUUGUCGGCCCUGCAAGCCCCUGAAGCUGGCCUUCGAGGAGUGGUCACUGAAUGUGCAGAUGCAUACUUCAAUGAACUCUCAGAAGCCAAGCAGCAGAAGGUCAAUGAAGCUGAGGGAGACUGUAAGUCUGUAUGGAUUAAACACAGAGUGAAAGGCCAGUAUGAUUACUAUUACAAUUUGGAAACAUCUGCAGGAACUUGGGUGCAGCCAGAAGGAUUUACAGAAAACAAUGACCAGCUAACCAGGGAAGAAAUACAGAAUAUCGUUGGGCAGAUUACAGGCAGUUAUCAUCGUGAACAGCUCUGGCUAUCAAAUGAGUCCCUUAUUGUUCAGCUUCAAGCCAGAGCCAGAGGCUACCUUGUUAGAAAAACUUUCAGUAAAAGGAAAGAAUAUUUGCAUAAACAGGAGCCUGCUGCGAUCAGACUUCAAGCAUCUUGGAAAGGACUGAAGCAAAGAAAAUCUUAUCAGAGUCGGUUGAAAUUGCUUCAGGAGAACAUCGCUGCCAUCAUUAAGAUUCAGUCAUGGGUCAAAAUGUGUCUGGUAAGGAAACAAUACCAGAAACGGCUACAGUAUUACAAGGAUCAUACCGAAGAAAUUAUCAGAAUACAAGCAUUCCUAAAGGCAAACAAAGCAAGGGAUGAUUACAGAACUCUAAUCAGUGCAGAAAAUCCUCCUUUAAAUGUUGUUCGCAAGUUUGUUCACCUUCUGGAUCAGAGUGACUUGGACUUUCAGGAAGAGCUUGAAGUCACCAGACUAAGAGAAGAAGUUGUGACCAAGAUCCGAUCGAACAAUCAGCUGGAAAAAGACUUGAGCCUAAUGGAUAUCAAAAUUGGACUCUUGGUAAAAAACAGAAUUACACUGCAGGAUGUGGUGUCCCACAGUAAAAAGUUGAAUAAGAAAAGCAAAGGACAAGUAGAAGAAAUGGUGACAUUUGACAAGCAGGGAAUCAAAGGACUGAGCUUGGAGAAAAGGAAGAAGCUUGAAGCUUACCAGCAUCUCUUUUACUUACUGCAGACUCAUCCUACCUACUUGGCCAAGCUAAUCUUCCAGAUGCCCCAGAACAAGUCAACCAAAUUUAUGGAUACUGUCAUUUUCACCCUUUACAACUACGCUUCUAACCAAAGGGAGGAAUAUCUACUCCUUAAACUCUUCAAAAGUGCACUGGAGGAAGAAAUCAAGUCAAAAGUGGAUCAAGUUCAAGACAUAGUCACCGGAAACCCUACUGUAAUUAAGAUGGUGGUCAGUUUCAACAGAGGUGCUAGAGGACAGAACUCCUUGCGACAGCUUCUUGCUCCUGUAGUGAAGGAAAUUAUUGAAGAUAAGUCAUUAGUUAUCAACACAAGUCCUGUGGAUGUUUACAAGGCAUGGGUGAACCAGCUAGAAAUGGCAACUGGAGAAGCCAGCAAGUUACCAUAUGAUGUAACAACAGAACAAGCAUUAACACAUGUAGAGGUAACAAACAAGUUGGAGUCUUCAAUUCAGAGUCUUCGUGCAGCCACUGAUAAAGUCUUGAUGUCGAUUUUCUCUUCACUUGAUAAUAUUCCCUAUGCGAUGAGAUACAUAGCCAAAGUUCUGAAGAACUCUUUGCAUGAAAAGUUUCCAGAUGCAACAGAGGAUGAGCUGUUGAAGAUUGUUGGAAACCUCCUUUAUUACCGAUACAUGAAUCCAGCAAUUGUUGCUCCUGAUGGAUUUGACAUCAUUGAUAUCACUGCUGGUGGACAGAUUCAUGCAGACCAGAGAAGGAAUUUGGGUUCUGUGGCAAAAGUUCUUCAACACGCUGCCUCUAACAAAUUGUUUGAAGGAGAAAAUGCACAUCUGUCAUCCAUGAAUGGAUAUUUAUCACAGACUUACCAGAAGUUCAGGAAGUUUUUCCAGGCUGCUUGUGAUGUACCAGAACCAGAAGAGAAGUUCAAUAUUGACGAAUACUCUGAUAUGGUGACACUAAGCAAACCUGUCAUUUAUAUUUCUAUCGAAGAAAUCAUCAACACUCAUUCGCUGCUGCUGGAACAUCAAGAUGCAAUUUCCCCUGACCACAAUGACCAGUUACAUGAAUUGCUACAAGCACUUGGACCCGUACCAGACAUUGAAUCAUUCCUUGGCGAAGGUGCAGUUGAUCCUAGUGACCCCAACAAGGAAAAUACAUUGAAUCAACUUGGAAAGACAGAAAUCUCACUAACGCUGACCAGCAAGUUUGAAUUGCAGGAUGGUGAAGACAGAGAUAUGAAGAGCCUAAUGAUAAAAACCAAGAAGCUAAUAGUAGAUGUGAUAAGAACUCAACCUGGUGACACACUCACAGAAAUCUUGGAAACACCAGCAUCUUCACAACAGGAAUCUGCACACUUAAAGGUAAUACAGCGACUAGCAGUGCAAGAUGCAAAGACUCCUGAUAAAAUGAAGCGCAGUCAAUCACUUCUUGAAGAUGCUCAGCUUCCCAUUGAGCAGAAAAAGAGGAAAAUAUCAAGGAAUCUACGGAACUUAGAGCAAGCUGGGCUGGUAUCAUCAUCAACCAAAUACCAAGAAGUCAUAAAUGAAAUUGCUAAGGACAUAAGAAACCAAAGACGGUAUCGUCAGCGUCGAAAAGCAGAGUUAUUAAAACUCCAGCAGACCUUACAAGCACUUAACUCCAAGACUGCAUUCUUCGAGGAACAAAUUGAUUAUUACAACACAUACAUCAGAACAUGCCUGGACAACUUAACAAGAAAGAAUUCUCGCAGAUCAAUCAAAAUGGAAGGCAAAGGCGAAGAGAAAGGAAGUAAAAAGUCCAAACCUACACCAGUAAAGUAUACUGCUGCUAGACUACAUGAAAAGGGUGUAGUUCUGGAAAUUGAAGGUCUACAAACGAAUCAGUUUAAAAAUGUUCUGUUUGACAUUUCGCCCACUGAAAGUGUAGGUGACUUUGAAGUGAAGGCCAAGUUUCUGGGAGUUGAAAUGGAGAAAGUGCAGCUUCAUUUUCAGGACCUCCUGCAACUGCAAUAUGAGGGUGUGGCUGUUAUGAAAAUGUUCGACAAGGCCAAAGUAAAUGUGAACCUCUUGAUCUUCCUACUUAACAAGAAAUUUUAUGGGAAGUGAAGCAACCAAACGAUGUGAAACCUGUGCAUCAGAAGCCCAUGACGUUUUAUUUGUUUGUUAUUUAAAAUUAAUAUUAUCUAAAUGUAUUUUGUUAAAGAUUUAUAUUAAUAAAUCAGUUUUAAGUAAUUGGGCCAAAGUAAACCUAACAAUUCAGAAAAAUGAACUAUUGUGCCUUAAUGGUAUUAAAUGUUUGAUACUGGAAUUUCAGAGGUUAUAAAACAUUGCCGUUUGUAGAGGUUAAUGUAGUAUUUCUACUUUUUAAUUAAAACAUUUGAGAAUCUUGUGUAUUUUGAUUUACAUAAUUUAUUUCAGCUUAACAUUUAACAAAAAUUGUCAGAAGCAGGUCAUGAAUUAAAAGGGCUAUUUUGAAACCUACUUAAUGAGUCUGUGUGAAGGAGUGAUGAAUAUGAACAGUUCGUGGAAACGAAAUUACUGUAUUUGCAUUUUGUAUUUGGUUUGAAAGUUCAUGUCAUACGUGUUUUACUUAAUGUUAUAAAUUCUCUGCAUAAUUAUCAACUGUAAAAAUAAUCAUUCACAAGCAAAAAUGUUUCAUACCUGUCUUAACUAUCAUUCCAAAUAAUUUAACAAUUUAUGUUAACAUACAAGAAUACUUUGUAUAAUUUUAUUUUGAUCAGAGCGAAUGCACUACUGCCUCAUGGCCAAGACAUCCUUGUACUUAGCCAGAUUUGCAAGGGGUUGAGCCAGCUAACAAUCAACAGUACUGGACUACUUGAAUCAGUGCCUUUAAAAUGUAUACUUAAGUACAGUACUGUUUGUCUUAUUGUAUAGGAUUCUUUUUGUGCUAUUUUACUGCAGUUCAGAAUAUUGUAAUGUUUUUAUCAGUCUACUUAAAAUUAUAUGUUAAAAUAAAUAUUUCUGAGUACAUCUGUAAUU